Molecule: messenger RNA, 616 nt
Organism: Pseudomassariella vexata
Lineage: Eukaryota; Fungi; Ascomycota; Sordariomycetes; Amphisphaeriales; Pseudomassariaceae
Exons: 1
Coding region: 16-585 (189 amino acids)
Source: RefSeq, a predicted model, not a curated record
GCUCAACAUGAGCAGAUGAUGAAAAGGUAUGCAGAAAAACUCACUGCGAUUCAAAAGUCUGUGCAGGAACGUCAAAAAGAGAAACCAAAGAGAGAAGGCAAUCCGGAUUCGGGUUAUUCUUCCAUUCCGCCCGCUUCGUGUCUGCCGCCGAAUCACAUAAGUAGUCUCGACGAAAUCGAUCCCGCCGACGUAAUCGCAGCUUCGAACCCCGUGCAAUCUAGCCCCGCCACCCCGACGACCACGUCUGCCUCCGAGUUGCGCACCCGGGAGGCCACUCGCAACUCGAUUUACAGCUUCCCCGAUGCGAAUAUCUCCGUUGUCAGACCCGCCACGAUCUCCGGUUCCGUGUCUGACUUUUCCUAUGCCCUUCCCAGUCCGUGGUUUACCGGCGACUCCGGCGUCGAAGCCAACGAGAGAAUGGCCGCCAAGGACGAAAGGGCCCGAGCCGAGCGCCGGGAACGGGAGAGGCAGCGCCUAAUCAAGAACUACGAGAAGAGUGUAGAGAAGCUCAACAAGAAGGCCUGUAAGGCGGCGCUGAAGCAGCAGAAAAAGGAGGAGAAAAGGAAUAAACAAAAGAAAGGGUGAAUGUCUAAUAAUUAUGGAAAGUGAAAUCGCC